AUGCUCAACUCGCUCUCCAAAGAGCGCAUUCGGCCGCUCGUCGAGCUCAACGACCGCAUCAAUGCGCUCACCAAGGAGGAGGGCUCCAUCAACUCGACUCGCAUUGUCGUGGUUGGAGACCAGAGCCACGGAAAGUCGUCGCUCCUGGAAGCGCUGAGCGGCGUCGACCUCCCUCGCGGUGAGGACAUCAAGACACGCGUACCGCUGGUGAUGCAGCUCCGCGAGAGUACCGAUGGCACCGAGUACGCGCUGAUCUCGGUCGAUCAGAUAUGCUGGCUCCGCACAAAAGUCGUGCAGAGCCGCUUCGGACUGAGAGCAUAA
Messenger RNA from Emiliania huxleyi CCMP1516, 321 nucleotides. RefSeq lists its product as hypothetical. The transcript has a single exon. Gene Ontology annotation, molecular function: microtubule binding; GTPase activity. The record is from RefSeq and is a predicted model, not a curated record. NCBI's taxonomy places the organism in Eukaryota, Haptophyta, Isochrysidales, Noelaerhabdaceae. Gene Ontology annotation, cellular component: membrane; microtubule; cytoplasm. Bases 1 to 321 code for a protein of 106 amino acids.